UGCACUUGCCCGAAAUCAUUGCUGUAGCAUUUCUGCGCCUCCCGAACGACCCACGAAGUCGCUCGUUUAGGUUCACUCCUCCUCCUUCGUGCGUUUUAUCUCUCGGACAUACAGCAUCCCACGCUAUUCUGGACAAGAAACUGCGAGGUGUGGCCACAAUGCGGCUCCCCACACGCCGCCCGAUCCCCAGGCCCGUUGCCCCAUAGCGCCACCGGUCCCGCACGAUUCGCUUCGCAUAUAUAAUCUCCUUUCGAUUCGCCCCUACUCCCUCCAACACUACGCUAUCCCCCACACUGCUCAUCAUGGCCUCUGCCUACCAAGACCCAAGUUUCUCUCCCGCCAACGACGCAGAGCUCCUCGCGCAGGCGCGCUCUGUGCUCAGUGGCACGCUCAAAAGCCAGCAGCACGCGUUGUUCUCGCAGCCGUUGCUGUACGUGAGCGGCGCGCUGGCUGGUCGCUCCAUCCGUGGCGAGCUACACGAGCUGCGUGAUCUGCAGGUCAAUGCCGAUGGCAUGGUCGUCCCCGCCCCUGUGCUGCUCGGCCGCCUCUUUGAGAUCAAGAAGAACGAGCAGGGCUCGAAGGAGGUCGAGAUCGACGAGGAAGAGUAUGUGGCUAUCCUUCGAACCUCCACUGGCGAACGCUUGAUUCAAUACUCGGACAGGCUCGACCUCCUCUGCCUCUUCGAGGCAUCCACGGUUAACGGCGGCGAAGAAAUGCACGCUCGAGACGCGCUCCACGACGUGAUCACUUCGCCCGCCCAGCUCGUCAAGGUCGACGGCCACCCGUGCUACUUCUUCCACUUCCCGGACCUCGUCUUCAAGCGCUCGGGCACCUUCCGCCUCUCGUUCUUCUUCUUCGAGCAGGGCUCCUUCCCCGCCCAGCCCGAGCUGAGACCCUCUCCCGCUCAGCCUGCGGGCGACAUCAACAUCAUGCAGGCCAAGUGCCCUUCGCGGUCUGUUCUGGUAGUCCCGCAUCUUGCCUCGGAGGACGCCAGCGCGGACGGAGAGGCGGCGUAGAUGUCUUCGAUCCCGCGCAGGUUUGUUCGAGGUUGCGCCGGAGGUAUCGAACGAGUGAUCCGGGGAUGGACAGGCCCAGUACGAUUUUCAAGCGAGCUUGCGGCGGCCUUGAGGAGUAUAUAGCCCCCGUGAAGGUUGGGAGGCCCCGUCUAUGUGGGGCUAGGUGGUACAGUA
This is a messenger RNA of Schizophyllum commune H4-8, 1190 nucleotides long. RefSeq lists its product as uncharacterized. The transcript is spliced from 3 exons. The record is from RefSeq and is a predicted model, not a curated record. Bases 303 to 1016 code for a protein of 237 amino acids. NCBI's taxonomy places the organism in Eukaryota, Fungi, Basidiomycota, Agaricomycetes, Agaricales, Schizophyllaceae.